CACUUUGAUAAUAUCUUUCAAAAGAGUCUGUUAAAAAUUCAAAAUAGCGAAUCAAAAUGAUUUUCGGAGUUUUCACACUUCUUUUAGUUCUUAUACCCGCUCGAUGUGCUAAUUCAAAAACUAUCGAGAUGAAAACCGACUUCAACUUCAAGGGAAUGAUGGUGCCAGUAUUCACCCCAUUCAACAACGAUGCCAAACGCACCAUCAACUACGAUGUCAUCGACAAAUACUGUCAAUACUUGAAGUCCAAAGGUAUGCACGGUGUAUUCGUCAACAGCAUGACUGGUGAGGGUUUGACUUUGACCGUCGAAGAACGUAAAAAGUUGUCGGAAAAAUGGUUCGUAGAGUGCAGUAAAUACGAAUUGAAAGUCGUCGUCAACAUUGGUGGUUUGCCAUUGCCAUAUGUGUACGAAUUGGCUGAACACGCCGAAAAAAUCAAAAUUGAUGCCGUUAUGAUUAUACCAGACAUGUACCACAAACCAAAAACCGCCGAAAACUUGGUAUACUACUUGAAAGAUGUCAAAAAUUACAUGCCAACCCGUCCAAUCUUCUACUAUCACAUUCCGAAGACGACUGGAGUCGAAAACAUUAACUGGUACGGCUUCUUGCAAUUGAUGAAAAAAGAAGUUUCAACAUUCGCCGGCUUAUUCUGGGCUGUUGACCACAUUGACCAAGCUAUUCACUUGAAAGAAAAGAUGCCAGAAUACAACUACAUCAUCGCUAUGGGCUCAUCAAUCAUGGGAUACAUGGCUGAAGGAUUCGAAGCAAUCUCAAUGACUGUCAUGAACCUUUACCCAGAAUUGGUGAAAGAGGUCUACGACAACAUGACCCAAUACAAAAUGCAAGAAGCCUAUGAUGCUAGAGAAAAAUUGUACAAAACCAUCUAUGAUUUGUUCGCCAAAGAAAAUUGCAUGGACGACAUCUACACAAUGAAAAAGGAAAUGGACAAAUUAUAUCCAUUCAAAAUGGGACCAGUCCGCAAACCAAACACAUGCUCCAUUGAAAGCAGCCAUAUUCAAUGGCAGCCAUAUCACUGAAAUAAAAUACUUAACACAUGUAAACUAGCAAAUAAUUCUAACAAAAUUAAUAAAGAAAGAACAUAGCAAUUAUUUGCAAA
Molecule: messenger RNA, 1117 nt
Organism: Contarinia nasturtii (swede midge)
Lineage: Eukaryota; Metazoa; Arthropoda; Insecta; Diptera; Cecidomyiidae
Product: N-acetylneuraminate lyase B-like
Exons: 4
Coding region: 57-1037 (326 amino acids)
Biological process (GO): N-acetylneuraminate catabolic process
Molecular function (GO): N-acetylneuraminate lyase activity; 4-hydroxy-tetrahydrodipicolinate synthase activity
Source: RefSeq, a predicted model, not a curated record